AUGAACCUAGUUAUAACAAGCACACUCACCAGUCGUAGUUUGCAAUGCUUCAUUGAAAUAAUAACCAGCGUGAUCUGUAGUCUGAUCGUGAGUAAAGGUAAGUGGUGUAGGUUCAGAAAUAUCCAUUGAUUCCGACAUCUCUUCUGAUUCUUGUAGAGUAGUUUCAGCAGAUUUAGCAUUCUCAGAUAUGAGAUAGUCUAUUACCACUGCAACAGAGAAGCAACGUGUUAUUUUAUUGUAGAAUUCAAGUUGCUGGUAUAGGUUGGAAGGUAAAGUUCCCUAACUAUAUUUGGUUCGAAGCAAAGCUAAGAAGGAUAGGACGAUAUUAUGAUGGCGAUGAUGAUGGUGGUGAUGAUGAUGGUGAUGAUGGUGAUGAUGAUGAUGAUAGUGGUGAUAAUGAUGAUGGUGGUGAUUAUAGUGAUAGUGGUGGUGAUAGUGGUGAUGAUGGUGAUAGUGGUGAUGAUGGUGGUCGUGGUGAUUAUAGUGAUAGUGGUGGCGAUAGUGGUGAUGAUAGUGAUAGUGGUGGUGAUAGUGGUGGUGACGGUGAUAGUGGUGGUGAUGGUGAUAGUGGUGGUGGUGAUAGUGGUGAUGAUGGUGGUAGUGGUGAUGAUGGUGGUAGUGGUGAUGAUGAUGAGGGUGGUGAUUAUAGUGAUAGUGGUGGUGGUGAUGAUGGUGAUGAUAUAAAGAUGGUGGGUGGCUGA
This is a messenger RNA of Paramuricea clavata, 701 nucleotides long. Lineage: Eukaryota; Metazoa; Cnidaria; Anthozoa; Malacalcyonacea; Plexauridae. The record is from the annotation of a GenBank genome assembly.